UUUUAAUAAGAUUAUAAUCUUACAGGUCAACCUAUAAAUCCUUGGUCAAGAAUUUAUCCAGAAGAAAUGAUCCAAACUGGAAUAUCAGCAAUAGAUGUAAUGAACAGUAUAGCAAGAGGGCAAAAAAUUCCUAUCUUUUCUGCUGCAGGUUUGCCUCAUAAUGAGAUAGCAGCACAAAUUUGUAGACAGGGUGGUUUGGUCAAGCUUCCAGGAAAAAGUAUUUUAGAUGAUCAUCAUGACAAUUUUGCCAUUGUAUUUGCUGCUAUGGGUGUUAAUAUGGAAACAGCAAGAUUUUUUAAACAGGACUUUGAAGAAAAUGGUUCUAUGGAAAAUGUUUGCUUAUUUUUGAAUUUAGCCAAUGAUCCUACUAUUGAACGUAUUAUUACGCCACGUCUUGCUCUUACAACUGCUGAAUUUCUUGCUUACCAGUGUGAGAAACAUGUAUUAGUUAUUUUAACUGAUAUGUCAUCUUAUGCUGAAGCUUUGAGAGAGGUAUCUGCAGCAAGAGAGGAAGUACCAGGUCGUAGAGGUUUUCCAGGUUAUAUGUAUACAGAUUUAGCUACUAUAUAUGAACGAGCAGGUAGAGUAGAAGGAAGAAAUGGUUCCAUUACUCAAAUUCCAAUUUUAACUAUGCCAAAUGAUGAUAUCACACAUCCUAUUCCUGAUCUUACUGGUUAUAUUACAGAAGGUCAGAUCUAUGUUGAUAGACAGUUACAUAAUCGUCAGAUUUAUCCACCCAUUAAUGUGCUACCUUCUCUAUCUCGACUUAUGAAAUCUGCCAUUGGUACUGACAUGACAAGAAAAGAUCAUCCAGAUGUUUCAAAUCAAUUGUAUGCUUGUUAUGCAAUUGGCAAAGAUGUUCAAGCUAUGAAAGCUGUAAUUGGAGAAGAAGCUUUGCAUUCAGAUGAUUUACUAUAUUUAGAAUUUUUGUCAAAAUUUGAGAAAACUUUCAUUUCUCAAGGUCAUUAUGAAAAUCGUACUGUUUUUGAUUCUUUGGAUGUUGGAUGGCAACUUCUUCGUAUCUUUCCUAAAGAAAUGUUAAAACGUAUUCCUAAGAAUAUAUUAGACGAAUUUUAUCCUCGUGAUAGUAAACAUAAUGCUAAUCCUCAGUCACAACCAAAAUAAUAAAGUAAUAUAACGAUUUCAUAAUGAAAUGCAGAUCUUUGACACAUCAAGACAACUGUUGUUAACUGUCCCAUGAAUACUUAUUUAAAGCAGACACUAUUGUUUCUGUUGACAGAAUUAAUUACAAACAUUCCAAAUUAUCUGUAAUAAAACAAACUUUCAACUUGUAAUUGAGCUAUUUUAUGUUAAUUAUUAUUGUAUAUUUCAUACAUCAGAACUGUUACAUAAAGAUAUGACAUGUUUUUAAAGCUAUAAUAUGCAAAUAUUUGAAGAUGUCUAAAACUUGUGUGAAAGUGCAAUAUUUUUAUAAUUAGUAUUAAGAGAACUCUUAAGUUUGGUGUAUAUAUAUAUUUUUUGAUUGUUACAUUUUUGAUUGAGAUUAUUUAAACAAUUAAAAAUACUUAUAUAUACCAAGACAAAAUGAUAUAGUUAAUCAGUAAUAAUUAAGCAAAUUUUAAACUAAGAAAAUUUUGAAAAUUUGAUUAAUAUUGGACUGGUUUAUUUAUUAUUAAUUUUCAAGUUGCUAAUGAUUAGACAGGAGCUUUAUAUUUUGAAAUGAUUAAUGGAAAUGUUAUUAAAUGGAUAUAUUAAGGGAUGAAUUGAAAUGACUUUUUCAGUUUUUUUUUACAUUUCGAAUUUAUAAUUAAAAGUUUGUUAUUAAAAUAAGAAUCUCUAAUCAUUAAGUAAAAGAACUGUACAAAUUAAAUUACUGUGUACAGGGAAAAAAAAAGAUUUAAAAAAAUAAAUGAUAUUUAUGAGUUUGUCAGAUUUUCAUUUUUAACUAAAAAUCUAACACACGCAAUUUUUUUUAAAGUUUUAAGUUUUGCAGAAUAAGAAUAGAGCCAAUGUUAAUAUGCGAGUAUUUAUGACUACUUCAGGCUUCGGCCGGCCAAUUCCAACAAUCGUUAGUCAGUUCGAGGAAGAAAGUCACCAAAGCUGAAUGUUUUGCAGAGCUAGAUCAUACCAAUUCUAACUCAUGUUAUUAUCACUGUAAAAAUCUCUUUAGUUGAAGUAGAAAAAAAAUAAUUUCAAAAACAAUGAGAAAAGAUAAUCACUGUUCAAAUACCUUUAAGUUCAAAAAUUAUACGAAAACAAUGCUUUUCCAGUUGAAAAAAGCAUCAAAGAGAACAGUUGUUUACAGUUUGAAAAAUCAUACCUAUAAAAGAAAAAUGUAUUUAAAGUUGAAAAACGCAAGAGAGAUCUUUUUAGUAAACAGUUUAAAAAAUCACAUUGAAAGUAAAAAAUGAUUUCAAUGGUAGAAAAACACCUGCAAAGAUCCAUUAUAAAUACAUCUCAAGAAGAAAACACUUCAAUUAGUCGAAAAAUCACAUCAUUAAGGAAAGAAUCUUUUUUACUUAAUGAUGUGAUUUUUUCGAUAUUUUUUUCGCAGAGAAAAAAAAUAUCGGAAGAAACUUUUGCAAAGAAACUUUUCUAUCGCACCAUAUAAUCCAUACCUAGCUAACAUCGGGGAGAGAAAUAUUGCCUAUUCAGAAUACAAGUAAAUUGCGCGGUUAGUAGAAUCGCAAUUGCCGAAACACAGUCUAAAAGAA
This is a messenger RNA of Centruroides sculpturatus (bark scorpion), 2675 nucleotides long. Its product is annotated as V-type proton ATPase subunit B-like. The record is from RefSeq and is a predicted model, not a curated record. Lineage: Eukaryota; Metazoa; Arthropoda; Arachnida; Scorpiones; Buthidae. Gene Ontology annotation, molecular function: ATP binding. Bases 67 to 1125 code for a protein of 352 amino acids. The transcript has 10 exons.